CCUUCAUUUAUACAUACAUCAACCACUUCACAUUUCAUUCUUCAUACGCGCCCCUCCAUAGUUCCAAGCUUCUUCCAUCAUGGUGCAGAGGCUCACGUAUCGCAGACGCCACGGCUAUGCCACCAAGUCCAACCAGCACCGUGUUGUGAAGACCCCUGGUGGCAAGUUGGUGUACCAGACCACUAAGAAGAGAGCAAGCGGACCCAAGUGCCCUGUUACUGGCAAGAGGAUCCAAGGGAUUCCACAUUUGAGACCUACUGAAUACAAGAGGUCUAGGUUGUCUAGGAACCGCAGGACUGUGAACCGAGCAUAUGGUGGUGUAUUAUCAGGAGGAGCUGUUAGAGAAAGGAUUAUCCGUGCUUUCCUUGUUGAAGAGCAGAAAAUUGUGAAGAAGGUUUUGAAGAUUCAGAAGGCAAAAGAAAAGCUAACAUCUAAGAGUUAAGCUGAGUUUAUCAUGGAUAAGAAAAUACUUUGAUUAACAUCUGUGCUAAUGAAGUUUUGACUUCCAAUUGUGUUCAUUAUGAAUGUGGUACUUAAUUUGAGAUUUGAUUUAUGCAUUUUGUGCUUUUUUGCACUUUAGAUUUUAUUAUACAAUAUCGGUUUCUGUUGUUCUA
Molecule: messenger RNA, 614 nt
Organism: Lotus japonicus
Lineage: Eukaryota; Viridiplantae; Streptophyta; Magnoliopsida; Fabales; Fabaceae
Product: 60S ribosomal protein L34-like
Exons: 4
Coding region: 80-442 (120 amino acids)
Biological process (GO): ribosome biogenesis; translation
Cellular component (GO): ribosome; cytosolic large ribosomal subunit
Molecular function (GO): structural constituent of ribosome
Source: RefSeq, a predicted model, not a curated record